AGGGUGCGGUCUGAAGUGGCAACAGAUCGUUUUGGAUCACUCAAAUCUCUUCAAUUCAACUGGAAAGCUGCAGCUUGUUGGAGAGAGAGGAGAAGCUUUCAAUCCACAGAGAGAGAGAGAGAGGGCACCAACCAAGCAGAGAGUGUCUGAUGGUGUGUGUGACAGUUUUCCCAGAGCAAAAAGAAAAGAGAGAGGGAGAGAGAAACCACAACACUGCAACUUGGAUAUCAGUUAGUAACCACUCUCUCUCUCUCUCUCUUUAACUCUCUCACCCACCAAAUCGACUUUGAACCUGUUUGUUUAAAUACACGGACUUUACAGCCUUGCACACUUUACUGUUGAUUCUGUGAAGGCGGAGGGAGCGAAAGUUUCUCAAUUUUGGAGUCCUUUUUUUUGGUUUUUUGUUGGAGCUUUGCUAAAAAAAAACAACUUGUGUUGGUGUCCUGAUGGUGCCUGGAGCCGCCGAGGUGAGCUGCGACUGUAGUAGUCGAGUAUCGCGACUGUCACGAUGGACGAUGGAGUCGGGAAGUGAGCCGGGGAGGUACUGAGGACGAUGCGGAUCUCCUUCCUCCUUCUCACCGCCUCUCUGUGUGCCUUGGUCCUCCUCCUCGCACCUGCCUCGGAGGGCUGCGGACCGGGGAGGGGGUACGGCAAGAGGAGGCUCCCCAAGAAGCUCAUCCCGCUGGCCUACAAGCAGUUCAGCCCCAACGUGGCCGAGAAGACCCUGGGAGCCAGCGGGAGACCUGAGGGCAAAAUAACGCGCAACUCCGAGCGCUUCAAAGAACUGACGCCCAAUUACAACACAGAUAUCAUCUUCAAGGAUGAGGAGGACACGGGAGCAGACAGGCUCAUGACGCAGCGUUGUAAAGACAAGUUAAACUCUCUGGCCAUCUCGGUGAUGAACAUGUGGCCGGGCGUUAAGCUGAGAGUGACGGAGGGCUGGGACGAGGACGGUCAUCACUCAGAGGACUCGCUGCACUAUGAGGGAAGAAGUGUCGACAUCACCACCUCAGACAGGGACAGAAAUAAGUACGCCAUGUUGGCCCGGCUGGCCGUAGAAGCUGGAUUUGACUGGGUCUACUAUGAGUCCAAAGCCCACAUUCAUUGUAGCGUCAAGUCAGAACAUUCUGUGGCGGCCAAAACCGGCGGCUGUUUCCCUGGCGAUGCUCAGGUUAUCCUCGAGGGCGGGGCUACAAAACAGAUGAGUGAGCUUCACCCUGGCGAUCGCGUCUUGACCUCCUCAACGACAGACGGCGCUCUUCUCUACAGCCCGGUCUUGUCCUUCCUGGACCGCCAACCCAACGUCACAAAGAUCUUCUACAUCAUUGGCACCAACGCGGGACUUAAUAUUACUCUCACGGCCGCUCACCUGAUCUUCGUCACAGACUGCACCGUUGGGCCGAGGGAGCCAAAGUGGGAGGAAGAGCCGCUUUCGGGCUCCAUACGGGAGGGCGGGCCUAGCUGGGAAGCAGGUCUGAGGACAGUUUUUGCCAGUGAGGUCCAGCCAGGACAGUGCGUACUGACGUCACAAGGGAAAGUGGGGUCACUUUCAGUCGUGACCUCUGUAGAAGAACAGAGGAGCACCGGGUUGUAUGCCCCGCUAACCCAGCAUGGCUCCAUAGUGGUGAAUGGUGUGCUGGCGUCCUGCUACGCUGCCCUGGACAAUCACCGUUUGGCCCACUGGGUCCUGGCCCCGCUGAGGUUCUUCUACAGCCUGAUGGGACCCUCAGAAGCGCAGACCGACGGCCUGCACUGGUACCCUCGGUUUCUACACAAGCUGGGGCUAACGCUGUUGGACGCUGGACACUUCCACCCCUUGGGGGUCGAGCAAGCACGUGGAUAGGAGCCACAGAGACAUGUUUCACACUGACAUUCACUUACCUGUAUUCAGGAGCACCAAAGCACAGAUUGAGGGAAUCACCAAAGACAAUUUUAUAGUGAAAAUAUGUUUUUAUCCUACUUGCCUGUAUUUGCUGUACUUCAACAAACUCCUUUUUUUAUAGUAAAAUUGUGCAAAAUACAAAGAGAAGAGACUGGGAGGAUUAGUUUUAUAGAUUUAGAGGACUGGAAAGACAAUCAAAGACAGGUUUGUAAAAGUUUUAUAGAAUAUUAAACUUGAAUACCAACAGAUAUACUGACAUAAAUAUCUCCCGUGUUCAAUUUAAGAGGUGAACGUCCAUGUCGAUGUGUUUAAGUUCCGCUCAGAGCACCUCAGAGAUCAAAAACAGGGACUGUGAUUCGAAACAACAGCUUUCAGGAACAGUGGGACGUGAAGACAAUCAUCGUUCCUUUGUACUGUAUUUACUGUAAUGUGUCAACUUUUUGUGCAGCUUGACAUCACGCUGGGGCUUACUGAUAAAGUUAGAGGAAAUUAAGGACGCCUUUUGUGACACAUUUUGGGAGCGUCAGAAUUCAGAGGAAAGGUUAAGGUGAACACAUGAAGGAAACAUUUGAGGAAGAAAAGACAAAAUAGCAUGGAGCAAACUGAACAAGGUGUGAUUUGAAGCUCUAUAUGUACAUAGGUAUUUAUGUUAAAAAGGAAAGAAAGGCAACAAAUUAACUUUACUGUCAGAAUCAUCACUCAUUCUUUAUAGAGCCUAUACUGUAUAUUAGAAUUAAUUUACUUAAUAUUAUUUAACUGGACAAUGACGGGGAUGACGUUCUGUGUAUUUACUGAAUGCAAUAUGGUUGUGUUGCAUUAUAGCUUCACAUCGUAAAAAGGGCUUUGUUGGAAAACUAUUGAAUGAUGAUGGACACUGUGUGUAUGCGUAAGUACUGAGGUGCAUGGGGUUAUAACAGCCAUGCUGUCAAUCCGUUUUUCCAAGUAUGUCAUCUGCUUUCAGUCUUGAUUGUCACAAACUGAUUCAUAUGGUUCAUAUAUACAUCUUCAUGUUAUUUUAUUUAAAAGAUGUUUUUUUUUGUGACAUGUUUUCUAAUUGUUUCGGGUUUUCCAGUUUUCAGGUCAGUAGUAUCUAGUUAAGGUAUACACAACACUCAGGCUGUAUUCAACUACUGUAUUAAGCAACAGCUAUGCAUCAUAUUAAACAACAGAAUCUCUUUAAUCUUGAACAGUAACUUACUUUGCAUGGUCUUCUUUUUGCAUUCCAUCUAUCACCCUUAAGACCUAGAUUGGCAGAGGUACACACACUUUGGGAAGCAGAUGUGAUAAACGUGUCGUUCAUUAUCCCCAAAGUGUUCUAUACCGGUCGUCAUGUAUUGAGUAUGAAGACUCAAACUUUGCUAUCUAGGAACUUCAAGGCAUUAUUCUAUAUGCCUUCUAAAAGAUGUGUCACAUUUGUAUAUUAAGCUAUUGUUGGAGAGACUAUUUAAAGAUCUAUUUUUAGAAAAUAAUGUAAACUAUUAUUAUUUUUCGGCAACUCUGUGCAUACAGUUUGUAUUUGAAACAUAAAGUUGUUGUUUUUAAACCCAAA
Molecule: messenger RNA, 3431 nt
Organism: Sebastes umbrosus (honeycomb rockfish)
Lineage: Eukaryota; Metazoa; Chordata; Actinopteri; Perciformes; Sebastidae
Product: indian hedgehog B protein-like
Exons: 4
Coding region: 554-1843 (429 amino acids)
Biological process (GO): multicellular organism development; smoothened signaling pathway; regulation of gene expression
Molecular function (GO): patched binding; calcium ion binding
Source: RefSeq, a predicted model, not a curated record